AUGGUCUGUGAUAGCGUGGUUUACCAUCCCAGCAUUACAAAGUUAAUUCACUUUUUGGAUACUACGGCUGGAAGAGAGAAGGCUCUGCGUUUGUUGCAGUAUUUGUGCAGGUUUUUAGGGUUUCAGUACAAGUCUAUUCUUGCCCGCCAGCUGCAGGCACAGUUUACCACUACUAGGAAGUUGUUGAGGUUUUUGAAGCCAUUGAAUCAUAUCCAGCUGGCUGCUAAGUUUUACGACAAUAAGAUAGGGCCGGAUGAGAUAUUGCGCUGGGCGAAUGUGGUGAGGAACUUGUUCAGUGCUGCCUAUUUGGCUUUGGAUCAGGUUAAUUUGUUGCGUAUUAUCAAGGUGAUUCCCGUAACGCCGCUGACUGGCAAAAGUGUGCCUCGCUGGACUAACUGGAUGUGGCUAGGCGGACUGGUGGCCGGGAUUAUUGGCGGCCUGCGUAACAUUGAGAUGGCCCAGAAGCGGAUUGUGUCUAUAGCCGAAGCUGGCUCUGAAGAGAAAGAUCAAGCCCUAUUGGAAGCCUCUUACCAGGAGAGAUUCAAGGCGGCAAGAAAGCUCGUGUGGGACUUCUUGGAUAUGUACAUCGUUCUGAAUAACCUGGGCUAUUUGGACUCUCAGGACGGCUCUAUAGGUCUUGCUGGUGUGGCAACCUCCUUGUUCGGUCUCCAAGAUUUGUGGAAGGCCACCAAGUAA
Messenger RNA from Eremothecium cymbalariae DBVPG#7215, 696 nucleotides. RefSeq names its product Pex11p (gene PEX11). Lineage: Eukaryota; Fungi; Ascomycota; Saccharomycetes; Saccharomycetales; Saccharomycetaceae. The coding region runs from base 1 to 696 and encodes 231 amino acids. The transcript has a single exon. Gene Ontology annotation, cellular component: peroxisomal membrane. The record is from RefSeq and is a predicted model, not a curated record. Gene Ontology annotation, biological process: peroxisome fission; regulation of peroxisome size.